AUGGAAGCGCAUGGCUGCUCCGGCCAGACUAUGACAGAUGAACUUAACAUGUCGCGCUCCCCCUUUUCCGAGGGAGCCAAGAGGAAGAAGGACGGGAAGACCGUGGCGCUCAAGAGAGUUUCCAUGUCCGACAUGGGCGAAAAGUUCAGGACCAAGUGCAUGCGGGAGGUGCGCCUUCUGCAGUCUUUGGAUCACUGCAACAUCAUCCGCUACCAGGAUUCCUUCCUGGACAACAAUGAGCUCGUCAUCGUCUUAGAGUGGGCGGCGGCGGGAGACCUCAAGAGGCAAGUGCGGAAGGCGUUGGAGCGUGCAGUGCAUUUCGAGGAGCGCAUCAUCUGGGGAUACUUCUCGCAGAUAUGUGGUGCCAUCAGCUACAUGCACAGGAUGCAAAUCAUGCACCGGGACAUCAAGCCCGCCAACAUUUUCCUCACCCUGAAGGGACAGGUCAAGGUGGGAGACCUAGGGCUGGGCAGGGUCAUGAACGCGGACGACGAACUGGCCUACUCCAAAGUCGGCACCCCGCUCUACAUGUCCGUCGAGGUGCUGGGCGGCGGCGGGUACAGCUGGAAGAGCGACGUGUGGUCCCUGGGCUGCGUCCUGUACGAGCUCGCCAUGCUGCGGAGCCCCUUUAAGAGCGAGAGCCUCAGCCUCUACAGCCUCUACAAGAAGAUCAGCAGCGGAGACUAUCCACCUAUGUUGGCGUACUACUCAGAGGAGCUGAGGGCGCUGGCGACGGGCAUGAUCAACACCAACCCGGACGAGAGGCCCAGCGUGCACGAGGCGCACUCAAUCGCCCUUGCCAUGAAGCGGAAAAUGGCCGGGAAGGGGAACCCUGCCACCCUUCCCCCACAGGUCUUCCGGGCCAAUAUUCAAGGUAAAGUGAAGCGAAGCGGUUGUUCUCUGCUGGUUCCAUUUUAG
Messenger RNA from Ectocarpus siliculosus, 918 nucleotides. NCBI's taxonomy places the organism in Eukaryota, Phaeophyceae, Ectocarpales, Ectocarpaceae. The record is from the annotation of a GenBank genome assembly.